This is a messenger RNA of Trachemys scripta elegans, 2176 nucleotides long. RefSeq names its product transmembrane and ubiquitin like domain containing 2 (gene TMUB2). The record is from RefSeq and is a predicted model, not a curated record. Lineage: Eukaryota; Metazoa; Chordata; Testudines; Emydidae. The transcript is spliced from 3 exons. Bases 167 to 1093 code for a protein of 308 amino acids. Gene Ontology annotation, molecular function: protein binding.
GGUCCAUUUCACGUCUGUGGCGCGUGCGUGAAACGUCGCUGUUUUCUGCGUGCGUGCUUGUGACGUCGGCGGCGUGUGCUUGGAACGUGAAGUGUAUGGGGGGGGCCUUCGGACAGGAGAAGGCGACUGCGGGAGUGCCAGCUGAGCUCCUGCAAGAAGCCAAGAGAUGGAGCCCCCUGGCAUGACGCUCAUUGAAGGCUUGGGGGAUGAAGUAACGGUGGUGACUGGCGUGGUGGUUCUUGUCCUGGCUCUGGUUCUGGCGUGGCUUUCCACUUACGUAGCAGAUGGCAGCAACCAGCUUUUGGGAACUAUUGUAGCGACGGGCGAAUCCUCGGUGAUCCAUCUCAGCCACGUUGAACGGUAUGUGGGGAAUUCAGUAACCUCAGAGCCUACUGAGGCCCCGGGGUCGGCUGAUAGUGCAGAAGAAAAGGCUGAAGAGGAAGGGGGUGCUGCAUCCAACUUGGGCCCUGCAGUUGAGCAAGGGGGCAAUGGCAGCACCUCUGACUCCAGCCUCGACCAUCUGCUGAACAUACAAAGCUUGCCCAAAAGGACAUCCUCCAGUGAGUCCAGUGCCCUAGAACAGCCGGGUCAAGAGAGCCAAGGAACCUCGCAAAUGUCACACAUCCGGGAGGAGAGCGAACCAUGCUCCGGGCUCAUCAAAGUGCGUCUCAAGUUCCUCAAUGACACCGAAGAGGUGGCCAUGGUAAGACCGGAGGACACCGUGGGUGUUCUCAAGAGCAAACAUUUCCCAGGACAAGAAAAUCAGAUGAAGUUUAUCUAUCAGGGCCAGCUACUCCAGGACCAGGCACGGACCCUCCGUUCCCUCAAUAUCAUGGACAACUGUGUGAUCCAUUGCCAUCUGUCACAGACCGCCGGCUCCCCCCUUCCUGACUCGGUGGUCACCCCAGCAGAAGCAGCAGGGGUCACGGUGAACAUAGGGAAUCUAAUGCUCCCUGUUUUCGUGGUGAUGCUGGCUGUGAUCUGGUACUGCCGCAUCAACUACCGCCAAUUCUUCACUGCGCCGGCCACGGUCUCCUUGGUUGGGGUGACUGUCUUCUUCAGCUUCCUGGUUUUUGGGAUGUACGGACGAUAAGAGGCAAAGUUGGAGGGGUAGAUUGGAACCCAGCAUUUGUUUUAUAGCUUAUUUUAAAUGUGCUGUGACAAACGGUGUUAGGGAAACUGGCUGGGGGCCCAGGGAACCCCGUGCCGGCUCAAAUACUAGAGAACCUUCUGUAUCCAGCAAUGUGGAAGAGAGACCCCUAGAUUCACUGUUUGUUUCCUCACCUUGCUGCUGUUUAAUGAGACUUUGUUCCUCCAUAGAAGGGGACCGCUUUGCCGGGUGCUGCUUGCGUGCUCUAACUGACCUGUGUCACUUAUGUCAUGAGACGAAUCGUCACUCCCAAGGCGCUGCUGCAACUCCUCUCAGGUAGAGAUGAGGAGAGGGACCUUCUGUCCCUUGCCUCAUGAACAUCUUUCAAGCAGCCUCAGCAUGUGUACUCUGAGCUUGGCUCAGCUGCGUGAAGGAGUCCUGUAAAAAGAGCCACUUUCUAGCCUGGCAGAAAGCAACUCCGGCUUCAUGGUUUGUCCUCUCUGCUGUAGGUGAAUGGGCCCUGUUAGAAUGCAGCUGCGGUAGGUUUGCAUGCUCAGGCUUGCUUUAGGAUAGGCCAAACUCCCAAGAACGGACUCCGUGGGGAUGAGAGAGCAUGUUGCCCUGCAUGGUACUUCUCUGUCACUUUGCCACUCCUGCAAGAGGCUAGGGGCUGGCUCACUCAGCAUGUGAGUGCAGCGUGUGUGCACUCCACCAGGGCCUAAGUCCUAAAAGCCCCUUUCAGGGGUAUAGGGCUGUCUGGCACCUCCUCCCUGCUUGACCAGGCUUGCUUUGUAUUGAACGUGCUAAUUCUAAAGACCAAAUAUUCUCACUGGCACCUGGUGCAAAGGGGAGGGAACUAUUUUUAAAGGAAUUCUUUUUAAAUAGAAGGUUGCAACUUCUGCCGAGUGCUCUUCCCCACCGGGGGGGAGGAGUCUAGACUUGUGCCUAUCCCAGACAUUUUGAGACAAAUGUUUAACUUUCUUUAGAGCACUUUCCUCCCCGCCCUUGUUUUCUAGGAAUGCAUUUAUAAAGACAGGCCCUACAGUGGAUUUUGUUGAAAGUCAGAUAAUGAACCUGUUGAAAGUU